Molecule: messenger RNA, 6068 nt
Organism: Strigops habroptila (Kakapo)
Lineage: Eukaryota; Metazoa; Chordata; Aves; Psittaciformes; Psittacidae
Gene: EPB41L1
Product: erythrocyte membrane protein band 4.1 like 1
Exons: 24
Coding region: 283-2982 (899 amino acids)
Biological process (GO): cortical actin cytoskeleton organization
Cellular component (GO): cytoskeleton; plasma membrane
Molecular function (GO): actin binding; structural molecule activity
Source: RefSeq, a predicted model, not a curated record
GCAGCGCCGCGCCCCGGCCCGCCCCGCGCUGCGCCGCGCUCCCGCCGCUCGGCGGGCAGGCAACGGGCAGCAGGCGGGCAGCGCGGGCGGCGGCGCGGGGCCGCGCCCGGGAGGCGGCGGCGGGAGCGGAGCGGAGCGGACCGGAGCGGACCGAGCCGAGCCGAGCCGAGCCGGGCUGGGCCGGGCUGGGCUGGGCCGGGCCUAGGCGAGAUUCUGAGCUGUGCCUGAGCGGAGCGCUGAGAGCAGCCCCUGGAAGCAGCCAGAGCAGGGUGACCAGUGGCCAUGACGACGGAGACAGGUCCUGGUUCGGAGGUGAGGAACGCGCAGGAGGAGGCUCCGCAGCAGCAGCUGGAGGCAGCCGCAGCCACCAACCCCACUGGCCGGGACACCGAGGUCAAUGAGAAGCCUGGAGCACAGUCUGAUGCCCGAAGUACAGAGCUGGGCACAGACAUGGAGGAGAAGGACUACAGCGAGACGGAUGGUCUCUCUGACAAAACAACCCCCAGCAAGACCCAGAAGUCACCCCAGAAAACCACCAAGAAAGUGAAGAGUGCCCUCUGCAGAGUGACCCUGCUUGAUGCCUCCGAGUAUGAGUGUGAGGUGGAGAAGCACGCCCGAGGCCAGAUCCUCUUCGACAUGGUGUGUGAGCACCUCAACCUCCUGGAGAAGGACUACUUUGGCCUCACCUUCUGCGACUCGGACAGCCAGAAGAACUGGCUGGACCCUUCCAAGGAGAUCAAGAAGCAGAUCCGCAGCGGGCCCUGGAACUUUGCCUUCACUGUGAAGUUUUACCCUCCAGACCCUGCCCAGCUCACGGAGGACAUCACAAGAUACUACCUGUGCCUGCAGCUCCGUGCGGACAUCAUCACGGGGCGCCUGCCCUGCUCCUUUGUCACGCAUGCUCUGCUGGGCUCCUAUGCCGUGCAGGCUGAGCUGGGCGACUAUGAUGCUGAGGAGCACGUGGGCAACUACGUCAGCGAGCUCCGCUUUGCCCCCAACCAGACGCGGGAGCUGGAGGAGCGCAUCAUGGAGCUGCACAAGACCUACCGGGGAAUGACCCCCGGGGAAGCGGAGAUCCACUUCCUGGAGAACGCCAAGAAGCUCUCCAUGUACGGGGUGGACCUGCACCACGCCAAGGACUCAGAAGGCAUCGAUAUCAUGCUGGGUGUCUGUGCCAACGGCCUCCUCAUCUACAGGGACCGGCUGAGGAUCAACCGCUUUGCCUGGCCCAAGAUCCUCAAAAUUUCCUACAAGAGGAGCAACUUCUACAUCAAGAUCCGCCCGGGUGAGUACGAACAGUUUGAGAGCACCAUUGGCUUCAAGCUGCCCAACCACCGCUCUGCCAAGCGUCUCUGGAAGGUCUGCAUAGAGCAUCACACCUUCUUCAGGCUGGUGUCCCCGGAGCCACCUCCCAAGGGAUUCCUGGUGAUGGGCUCCAAGUUUCGGUACAGCGGGCGCACGCAGGCGCAGACCCGGCAGGCCAGCGCCCUCAUUGACCGCCCGGCUCCCUUCUUUGAGCGCUCCUCCAGCAAACGGUACACCAUGUCUCGCAGCCUUGACGGAGAGUUCUCGCGCCCGGCCUCCGUCAGCGAGAACCACGACGCCGGGGCGGAGGGCGAGAAGCGGGAUGAGGACGGUGAGUUUGGCAGCAGGAGACGGUCCGAGACAGAGGACGAGGAGGUGACCACCCCGACGAAGAUCAAGGAGCUGAAGCCGGAGCACGAAACAACCCCCAGGCACAAGCAGGAGUUUUUAGACAAGCCAGAAGAUGUUUUGCUGAAGCAUCAGGCCAGCAUCAAUGAGCUGAAACGGACCCUGAAAGAGCCCAACAGCAAGCUGGUUCACAGGGACCGGGACAGGAGGCUGCCUUCCUCACCAGCCUCUUCCUCACCCAAGCACGAGGAUGAAACACCAAAGGGAACCCCAGAAAAGGCCAGCGAGACGAUAGAAGAGGACACCCUAGACGAUUUUGCAUCUGACCACGGAGCUUCCCUAAGCAUGGAGUCUUUCACGCAGAAAAGCCUUGUCUCCUCUCCUGAGAGAGCGGGCUUGAGGGAGGGCACAGAGGAGAGAGCUAAGCCACCGCGGCACAGGGCUCCUGAGAGUGACACCGGUGACGAAGAGCAGGACCAGGAGAAGGACUCGGUCUUUCUGAAGGACAACCACUUGGCCAUCGAGCGCAAGUGCUCCAGCAUCACGGUCAGUUCAACCUCCAGCCUUGAAGCAGAGGUGGACUUCACAGUGAUUGGUGACUUCCAUGGCACAGCAUUUGAGGACAUCUCCCGGAGCCUGCCCGAGCUGGACAAAGACAAGAGUGAAACGGAAGAUGAAGGCCUGGUUUCCUUCCAGGACAUUGACAAAGUAGUUCCUGGACUGGAAGAGGAUGUCAAAGGCGGGGAGAAGGUCUCCCAGCCCAGGCCAGAUGUCUCCCAGCUAGAGUCAUCAGCCCCGAAAACUGAUGCUGUGACCAUCGGCCAGGGGCUGGGCAUGAAGAAGCCUGAAGCAGACGGCUCUGCUCCCCACCAGGUUGGCACCACAGAUGCAGCCCAGGUGGAAGGAGGCACUCCAGGCAGCAGGGACGCCACAGCCACUGCUCACGCUGGCACUGCAGAGACAGAUCACAGCACCAAGGCUGGGAAAGGGGCCGUUCCCACGACAGACCUUCGCUCCCUCUCACCGAUCACCAGCGGCUCUGCUGGGAAAGACGUGCUCACCAGCAUAUUCAGUGCCACUGCGGAAACCCUCUCAACUUCCACCACUACCCACGUUACCAAGACUGUGAAAGGAGGGUUUUCUGAGACCCGAAUAGAGAAGCGCAUCAUUAUCACAGGAGAUGAAGACGUGGACCAGGACCAGGCACUGGCUUUAGCAAUCAAAGAAGCAAAACUACAGCAUCCUGACAUGCUGGUAACCAAAGCUGUGGUAUACAGAGAAACAGAACCUUCUCCAGAGGAAAGGGACAAGAAACCUCAGGAAUCUUGACCAACAUGUUCAUGGAAGUCAGCAUCUGUGUUCAAACCUGGAGAACAGCGGAGAAGGAGCCUUCAUGCUGGAUUUGUCAGCAAGACGUAGACAUCCUGGCUGCAAUGUUCAUGGCAAGAGACAAAAAUUUUUAACAAAGGAAUAGCAAAUAUAUUAUAUAUAUAUAUAUAUACAUACAUACAUAUAUAUAUAUAUAAAACCAGGAAACAAAAUGCAUCCUUGCACUGCUGCUAUAUGCUGGAAAUAAUAGCAAACACCACCAACAAACAAAGCCAACCCUCUGCAGAUAAAUUGAAGAAUUUACUGGAUUGGUGAUAAAAUAAGAAUUAAAAAAAAAAUUAAAUCAUAAUAAUAACAAUAAUAUUGUUAACAAUAAGCCACCAUCUUGCAUGUUACAUUAAAGGAUACACAAUCAUGAGUUCAUUUGUUGCACACUGAAUGGAAAGGAAAACUGCUUUGCAACAAAGCAACAAAUAAGCAAACUUGAAAUAAAAAAAAUAACAAAACCACAAGCAGAAGCAAAACCAUUCCCCACCUCUGGAAAGAAGAGAGAAAAACAUUGAAUUUAUUACCUUAGAGUUAUUUUCUGAUUCACAAGUGUCGUUUUGCCCUUCUCUUUCCAUGCUGGUUCUUUUGCAUCCUUUGGGCAUCUGUUAACUCUUCCCCUUCCCUUCCUUAUCUUCUCCUCUGUGCACUUGUCCAACCUCUUGUUCUCUGAAGGUAUUUAAGAAUGGGUUUCAUUUCAAACCAAACAAAUGAUAUGUAUAUGGUUUCUCAUUUAUAAAGAAGCAGGCUGUAGGGGUUUCAUAUGGAUGUGCAUUUAAGUUAUGUAUAUUAUUAUAUAUAACGAGGGGGGAGGGAGGGAACAAUACUGAAAUAAUUCAACAGUGCUGGUAAAUAUGAUGACAUUUUUAAAUUAUUAACUCUUUGAUGGACCGUGGUUGGUGUAUUUUGAGACUCUUGGAUCACAUGUGGGACUCCCAGUCCUGCAAGAAGAGAACGGGGAAGGUUUCAGCCGCUGCUGUUUCAGGGGAAAGGGGAGAGAGAUGGGAGAUGUCCCGCCAGCUGAUCUGCAGUGUAUGGUGGUUGGAUGUGGAAGGUCAGUAGUGACUUGGAUGGGCAGGGAAGGAGGUGGAGGCUGUGGCUCCAGCAGCUGUAGGCAGGAUCGUCUCCCUGGCUCUCACCCAGAGCCACGGGAAUCAGCUGGGAGCAAGGUGGCAGCCGCAGGACUGCAUUCAUCGCUCCCCUCCAGCCCGCUGAGCCAUGCCGCUGGUUGGGGUGGUUUUGCUUUGUUUCUGGCUCCCAGGAAUGAAGCUACUUGAGCUUUGUAGUAGGGUUGAAGGCAGAGGGGGUAUUUCUGCUUUGCCUCCCCUGCUGCCCAGGGUGUGAUGGCAAGGGCUGCCUGAGGCGCUGCGGCUGGCGACAGUGGUGGCAGGGUGGUGGAAGUCCUUCCCAGACCUGCCUAGGGAGGAGCAGUGGAAAGACUGAGCUGUCUCCAUCCUCUCAGAGUGUCCCCAGCAUCCCAGGCUGGACAAGAGAUCCCCGUCCCCCUGCGUAAGAAGGCGUGUAUGGAGGAGAUGUCAGUGGAGAUGCCUUCCCCCAACUCAUCCCAGCUUCGGCCUUUGGCCACAUGCUUCCUCUACAGCUGCCUUUGGAAGGGGAUCAUGGGCCAAGCCCAGGGCCUCGUACACUGUGAACCAGGCAGUUAGGGUAGGCUUGGAACCAAAAUGAGAAAGUAAAGGAAAUAAACGGGUUUCCUUCUCGGAAUCGUCUCUAGCUCCUGUGGAAACAGAAGGGCCCAUGACUCUGCACCAUUUUGCCUUUAGUCUCCCACCCCUCACACAGACUGUGCCCAGAAAUAGGUGUGUUUUGCCAGGUCCUGCAGUGGCUCAGAGGAUAACAGUGGACAGGAGAGCCUGAGCCACGAGGAUGUGGGCAGCCCCUGCUCAUUGCCUGUGCUGUCCUAGGAGAGAGCCUGCUCCCUGGCAGCCGCUGUUCACCACCAUGUCCCUGUAAAGCCUGUUCUCCUUCUGGCAGAGAGGUUUCUCCUGCAGGCAUGAAAGGCAUGAGCACAGGCUGCUUGGGAAGUGAACAGAGCCGCUGGCUGGUGCCAGUGCUGCCAGGUUGUGAGGGUCUCCCCAGCUUCCAUCUAAGCGCCUUUAGUUACCUUUAGAGACCAGACCCCCAACCAAAAGAGUGAAAGCAGUUGUGAAGAGGCUGCUUUUCUCUUUUCUUUUCCCAAUACACCCAAACCAGUUGUAAUCAGCAGUGGCACUUUCGGAGAGAGGCAGGGAGGUGGAGGACUUGUGGUCUGCACAACAGUGCUGGUGUUCAGCACACUGUGUGUUCCAUACUCUUGAGGACCCCACCUAGCUUUGACACCUUUACGACCCAACUAGAGGCUACUGUGAAGCUAGAUACUUGCUUUUGACAUCGUGUAGCUAUAAAAUUGAAGGUUACUGUUAAAAUGAGUGGCCUUACAGAGUUAGAUUUGAUGUGCACUUGGACUGAAGUGAGUUAUGUUUGGAGUGAGCAGAUCCAGUCCCUGGCUUCCGCAGUGUGUUCAGUGGGUGACAGUGUUUAAAAACUAUAAAAAAGGAGAAAAACAAACCCCAAGGAAAAAGGAUAGGAAAAAGCUCCCAGCUUGUUCACUGGGCAAGGUGUGGGGUUUCUGCUGCUCAGCACCACCUGAGGCCCCCGUGGGCUCCGCUCCCCCAGCCUGCCCAUCACCUUGCUCUGUUUCAGAUAGCUGGUCACUGCUUGCUUUCUUCCCGGGACCUUUCUGUUGAAAGGGGUGGGAGACACGAGUGCCUGUUUUUACCUGAUCCCACAGAUUCAUUCCAAACCUGGCCUGCGAUUGCAUGAGUAAUAAUAACAGUAACAGUAAUAAUAUUUAUUUUUAUUUGAGAAGCACCUUACCAACCAACUGCAACGCUCUGUUGUUCCUUCACUAACUCUCCUUUUCCCUUGUUCUCCCUCUCCCCCCUUUGGUCAUACUCCUUUUCAGUGCUUGGUGGUGUAUGCGUGUGUGCUCACUGUUCUUGUAUUCAAUAAAAGUGAAAUAAAUGUGUUUGAUGCUAAAUCAG